Molecule: messenger RNA, 1178 nt
Organism: Chrysemys picta bellii (western painted turtle)
Lineage: Eukaryota; Metazoa; Chordata; Testudines; Emydidae
Source: RefSeq, a predicted model, not a curated record
GCUCAGAGCAGCAGCACUUUCUCCACAUUGUGAUGCUCUGGAGGAGCCGGAGCAGGACGCAGGCCCUGCCGUGGGGAGCAAAGACCACUCCAGAGUUCUCAGUCUGGGCAGCCGAUGGCGAAUCCCACAGGGCUUCUCUCACCGUGUCUGUGGCUUCUCUCUCUGAGCUUUGCCUCACAGCAACAGCAGGAUUCCAGCUGCACUUCUUCUGGCACACUUCCUGCUGCUGAGAUGUUCCUGGGGACAAUCUCUGCUAAUGAGGGGGACACUGUUAGCGGCAGAUGUUUAAUCCCUGCAGGAGCCCCUGUCAACAUUGUUUUCUUUUGUAAGGAUGGGAUGGAAAUUUCAAGGCUGGAAGCCAGGAGAGGAAAAUUCUCUUAUGAUUUAGCUUACAGAGUGGCUGGCAGCUCAGGCAAUAUUUCCUGUGGAUACAUGUACAGAAAGGACAAUAACCAGGUGUUAAAUUCUCUGCUGAGCAUCGCUCGGUACCUGAAGGUCACAGGUGCCAAUUCCAGGAGCAGCACGACCAAGAAUCCGCCUUAUCAAGCGCUGAGUCCCAGCAGUCAGGAGAUCUGCUCAGCUCCCGGCGCUCUUCCUGCCCCCACCCUCUACCUGAGCCCGACGUCCGCCCAACAGGGGGAUUCCGUGUUGCUCCAGUGUUCUGUGUUCUCCCAGCUCCUAGCCACCCGCAUCGUCUUCUGUAAGGACGGGGAGGAGGUUUCGUCCCAGAGGGGCUUGGAGGAUAAGAUCACCUAUGACUAUGUCCAUGUGGUGUCCAUGGGCAGCUCUGGGAAUUACUCCUGUGGGUAUGAGAUCAAGGACAGCGACAACCGGGUGAAUGGAUCCCUGCUCAGCCCUGCCCAGCACCUCAGUGUCACCGGCAGCGCGAGCAGCAGCGGAGGAGGGGAGGAGCCAACCCGCACAGGGCCGGCCAUGUCCCUCUCCAUCUGGGCUGCCCGCUGUGCCCUGGUCCUGCUUCUUCUGGUGUCUGCGCCCGUCAUCACCUUCAUGAUGGAGAAACGGGGCCUGACCCAACCUGCACAGGUGGAGGAGACUCGUGGUCGGAGCGCCAGCAUUUUGCGGGAGGAGGCAAAGGGAGAUCCCCACUGACCAGCUGUGAGCAGGAGGGAGGGUGGGGAGGGGUCUGGGUUGUUUGUCCAAUAAAAGAUAUUACCUCC